Necator americanus (New World hookworm) is the source of this 4524-nucleotide messenger RNA. RefSeq lists its product as uncharacterized. The transcript is spliced from 35 exons. Gene Ontology annotation, biological process: protein phosphorylation. Lineage: Eukaryota; Metazoa; Nematoda; Chromadorea; Rhabditida; Ancylostomatidae. Bases 1 to 4524 code for a protein of 1507 amino acids. The record is from RefSeq and is a predicted model, not a curated record. Gene Ontology annotation, molecular function: ATP binding; oxidoreductase activity; protein kinase activity.
AUGCAUCAAAAUGAGUGCUACAUAUGUGGUCGAAAUAAUGUGAAGCUCGGUGUAGUUGCACAAAAGGCUGAGCUCAAUACGGUGAUGUCACCAUCGAACUGUUUCCCAUCAUUACUAUUAACACUAGUAUCCACUGUAAAUCUUGUAAACACUCAAGCAAAUUGUAAUAACGCACCCACGGAAGCACUUCGGAUAAUUUGUGGUCAAAUCGCUAACUGGGAUGCUAACGCUAAGACUGUUGCUACGCCCUCUAAUCAGACUGGACAAGACCAGUCACCAGGAGCCGAUGCUGGCUUAGGUGGUGCAUCAGCGAUUAGUGCUUCGGCAGCUCCUACUAAUGCUUACGAAUGCAUGGAUAUCGCAUGCCUUUGCGGAUUCUUCGGAGGUAGUGGCGGAUCGAACUGUGUACUGAGAAAUGGACAACGACUCGGAAAAGCGCUCCGGAAAGAGUAUCGUGUGAUGACAGAUGUAGAAAGAAGAAGGUACCACACAGCUAUGAGGAGAAUUAAAAGAAAUGGCGACUAUGACAAACUUUCAAGAAUUUACUCAUCCUUCACUACAUCGCCGGGAGCUCAUUCUGGACCAGCAUUUUUGCCAUGGCAUCGAGAGUUCAUCAAAAGGCUGGAAAUUGCACUUCGUCGAGUUGAUCCAACUAUAGCGUUGCCGUACUGGGACUCAACACUUGACAGCACAUUGCCAAAUCCUCGAGAUUCGUCAAUGUUUACAAAUGAACUCAUGGGUCGACAAGGACCGGACGGCUCCAUACAAACAGGUGCAUUCAGAGGAUGGCGCACCGCAGACGGUUCAAAAGUUCUUCGUAGAAAUCUUGGCGCAGCAGGUACUCUUUUGCAACAAUCUGAUAUCGAUGCUGCAAUGGCGACCACCGAUUUUCGACAAGUUCUCGCUUACACAGCUCCUAGUCCGGGUUGCCCUAAUCCUGCCGCAUGGACCGCAUUAGAAUACUCUCUUGGAAAUCCUCGUAUCUACGUAGGAGGUGACAUGUUCCAACCAAUCACAUCCACGAAUGACCCGAUUUUCUGGAAUCAUCACUCGUUUGUCGACUUGGUCUGGGAAAAUUGGAGGGUCAUUCGCCAGUCUCGAGCAGCACGCGAAACUCAAUAUCCACCAAAUAAUCCGUCGUGCAGCAGUGCCGCACAUUACGGUGAUAACACAAUGCAACCGUUCUUCCCAAUGGUUAACAAAGAUGGAUUGUCAAAUGCAUAUACUGACAACCUCUACAGUUACGCUCCACGACCAACCUGCUCAGCAGCGAAUCCAUCAGGUUGCGGUUCAAGAUUCCUCUUCUGCGACUUAUCUCACGGUGCACCGCGAUGUGCAGCAAAAAUCGCGGUGAAUGGAAAUUGUGGAGGAUAUGCUAGAAAUGAAGACAGAUGCUACCUUAGCGUUUGUAAAGGGAACAGAUGCUUACAAGUUCAGAAAAGAAAUUCUCUUACUCUGCAGACACCAACACCGGUCACUCGACCACCAAUCACGAAUACUGCACCAGCUGGUCCUGCCCAAAAGACCUUCUUUAACCCCUUGCGACGACGUUGGGCUGACCGGACACUAACCACCUACAAUCACAACGCUGAGUGCAAGGAUACUGAGGAAAACUGCUGCAUAUGGGCGCGCAAAGGCCACUGCACCGAUGCGCAAUAUGCAGCGUAUAUGCUAAAAAAUUGUUCCAGAGCUUGUGGACAAUGCGGCAACACGAAGGAAGGAGAUUGUAGACCAAACCCAGACUGCAAGAACCUUGACGAACACUGCUGCAUAUGGGCGGGCAAAGGCUAUUGCACCGAUGCGGACUAUGCAGCGUAUAUGCUCAAGAAUUGUUCCAGAGCUUGUGGACAAUGCGGCAACACGAAGGAAGGAGAUUGUAGACCAAACCCAGAGUGCAAGGAUUUUCACAAGCCCUGCUGCUUAUGGGCAUCCAAUUACCAUUGUACCAGUCCGGACUAUGGGGUGUUUAUGCUCAAGAAUUGUUCCAGAGCUUGUGGACAAUGCGGCAACACGAAGGAAGGAGAUUGUAGACCAAAACCAGACUGCAAGGACCUUGACGAACACUGCUGCGCAUGGGCGGACAAAGGCUAUUGCACCGAUGAGCGCUAUGCAGCGUAUAUGCUCAAGAAUUGUUCCAGAGCUUGUGGACAAUGCGGCUACACGAAGGAAGGAGAUUGUAGACCAAAACCAGACUGCAAGGAUACUGACGAAAACUGCUGCGAAUGGGCAGACAAAGGCUAUUGCACCGAUGAGAGCUAUGCAGCGUAUAUGCUCAAGAAUUGUUCCAGAGCUUGUGGACAAUGCGGCUACAAGAAGGAAGGAGAUUGUAGACCAAAACCAGAGUGCAAGGAUACUGACGAAAACUGCUGCGAAUGGGCGCGCGAAGGCCACUGCACCGAUGCGCGAUAUGCAGCGUAUAUGCUCAAGAAUUGUUCCAGAGCUUGUGGACAAUGCGGCUACAGGAAGGAAGGAGAUUGUAGACCAAAAUCAGAGUGCAAGGAUACUGACGAAAACUGCUGCGAAUGGGCGCGCGAAGGCCACUGCACCGAUGCGCGCUAUGCAGCGUAUAUGCUCAAGAAUUGUUCCAGAGCUUGUGGACAAUGCGGCAACACGAAGGAAGGAGAUUGUAGACCAAACCCAGACUGCAAGAACCUUGACGAACACUGCUGCAUAUGGGCGGGCAAAGGCUAUUGCACCGAUGCGGACUAUGCAGCGUAUAUGCUCAAGAAUUGUUCCAGAGCUUGUGGACAAUGCGGCAACACGAAGGAAGGAGAUUGUAGACCAAACCCAGACUGCAAGGAUCUUGACGACAACUGCUGCAUAUGGGCGCGCAAAGGCUAUUGCACCGAUGCGGACUAUGCAGCGUAUAUGCUCAAGAAUUGUUCCAGAGCUUGUGGACAAUGCGGCAACACGAAGGAAGGAGAUUGUAGACCAAACCCAGACUGCAAGGAUCUUGACGACAACUGCUGCAUAUGGGCGCGCAAAGGCUAUUGCACCGAUGCGGACUAUGCAGCGUAUAUGCUCAAGAAUUGUUCCAGAGCUUGUGGACAAUGCGGCAACACGAAGGAAGGAGAUUGUAGACCAAACCCAGACUGCAAGGAUCUUGACGACAACUGCUGCAUAUGGGCGCGCAAAGGCUAUUGCACCGAUGCGGACUAUGCAGCGUAUAUGCUCAAGAAUUGUUCCAGAGCUUGUGGACAAUGCGGCAACACGAAGGAAGGAGAUUGUAGACCAAACCCAGGGUGUUCAAAUCGUCACACAAUGUGUUGUUUUUGGGCAUCCAAUGGCCAAUGUUCCAAGAGGCCACGGUUUCUGCUGGUGAUUUGUAGUCAAGCUUGUGGGGUAUGCAGCAACACAAUGGGACAAGUAUGUAUAAGAGAAACAGAUCACGAAUAUGGGCAGGAUCAUGCUCAAUUCUCAGCUAAUUAUACCGAAAAAAAUGACAUGAGUCACGGUGUUGUCGCAUCGAAUUCGUCUGCGAAGCACUCUGUGGAGACGUAUUCUGCGGACACCGUCGUCGUAUUUCCCGGAACCGACGUCCUGUAUCGAGAUUCGUUGCCAGUCCGCAUAGACUUCAACUACGGAGACAAUUGUCACCGGUCUCACUGGCGAAAGGACCUUCGACGCAGAUCUCGUCGGCUCAAGCAUUUGCAACAGGUCGCUCCCUAUUGCCAAGGACAAAGGACAACCUCACUAAAUGGCACCGUCAACGACGAAGAGGACCACGAAAGCCAUCUGGAAUGGCUGUGUUCGCCAACUGACUUCAUCUUCUUUCCGAAUAAAUUCGUUGAUGAACCACAGCAUAUCGCGAUUCUUAAACUCGUCUCUGCCGAACGGAAACAAUCACAUUUCACCGCCAUAAUUGAUCGUGGGAAAAAAGAAACUUAUUUUUUUCUGGUUAUGGAGUUAGUUGGGAAAAGUUUGUCAGAUCUCAAGUCAAAACGUCCCUUGAAGGUAUUCUCUCCAUCGAUUGGUAUGGGCGUUGGUAUCCAGUGUUUAGAAGCAUGUGAAGAUUUGCAUAAAUAUGGAUUCAUACAUCGAGAUUUAAAACCUGCUAACUAUGCAUGUGGUUUAGGAAAGAGGCAAAGAGUGAUUUGCAUACUUGAUUUUGGAAUCGCACGGAAGAUUCUAAACGAGAAAGGAGAAUUGAAAACGCCAAGACAAACAGUUCGAUUCAAGAUUCAUGCUAAGCUAAAUAAACAACAAUGCUUUGAAACUCUAAAACUUAAAUCGAUAAGUGACAAGAACGAAGUACUCAAAGUUAAGGAGCAGCUACGGAAUGAAAAACAGGAUAGUGCGUUUUCUUCCAUGAAAUGCAAAGAAGAGCUCAUUAAAGUGCUUACUUAUAUUGACAGUCUUAAAUAUUUUGAUCAUGUUGACUAUGAGUUUAUAUACAAAAUGUUGACACAGGCUGCAAAAACAGAAGGUGGAGAUAUUAACGAUCCUUAUGAUUGGGAACGAUCAUCAGCAACGUCAACUGCUGGAACAACUGCAAAAUCGAAGUCUUUGUUAGCAUCGCACUGA